Molecule: messenger RNA, 764 nt
Organism: Ilex paraguariensis (yerba mate)
Lineage: Eukaryota; Viridiplantae; Streptophyta; Magnoliopsida; Aquifoliales; Aquifoliaceae
Source: the annotation of a GenBank genome assembly
ACACCGACUACCGAACUUGUACCGGACGCCCAUAAAUUUCCAGAAGAAGAAUCUACACAGCUCGUGAAUUUUCAAUUCUAAUUUCUUCGAGUUCUAAAUCAUCGCAACAAUGACUACACCAUUGAUAACUGGAAUUGCAGUUGCCGCUGCUGCUUAUGUCAGCAGGUAUGGAAUCCAGGCUUGGCAAGCAUUUAAGGCUAGACCACCUACCGCCAGAAUGCGCAAAUUUUACGAAGGAGGUUUCCAUCCUCAAAUGACAAGAAGGGAAGCAUCUCUUAUUCUUGGAGUCAGGGAAAGUACUCCAAUUGAUAAGGUGAGGGAAGCACAUAGAAGGGUGAUGGUAGCAAACCAUCCAGAUGCUGGCGGGAGCCAUUACCUUGCCUCUAAAAUUAACGAAGCAAAAGAAAUACUUUUAGGGAAGAUCAAAAGCGGUGGGUCUGCAUUUUGAUGUCUGCAAUACAGUACAGUUUUUUCAAGCGUUAGACGAAGAGUUUUAAUAGAGGGAGGCUGUCACAUUCCAAUAUUAUUUUGCCCAAACUUUUCCAGUAAUUAAAACCUUGAGAAUUUAAGGAACUAGAUCUGAUCAAUUGUUUGAGACCCAAUAGUUUUGUAUAUUACUUGGAAAAUAGAACUUGAUCUGUAGAUUUCAGUUUGUUGAAUGUGAGGGACUUUUUCUUGCUCUCUAACUUGAAUGUGUAUUGGAGUGAUGUACACUUAUCAUAAGCAUUGGUACUGUUCUUUGAGAAAUGCCCAUGGACAAAAUC